This is a messenger RNA of Acanthoscelides obtectus, 354 nucleotides long. Lineage: Eukaryota; Metazoa; Arthropoda; Insecta; Coleoptera; Chrysomelidae. The record is from the annotation of a GenBank genome assembly.
AUGUCUUUCAAAGAACACUUGGAGAUGAUAAGUCUCAACGAGACACCACGAAAAAGGCAAAAUUCUGGCAAUCUUUCGUCAGGAUCGGACGACCUGCGCGCCACCGAUUCGGUGCACUCGCGCAGGGGCAUCUUCCGCCCUUUGAGCGACAUUCCCGAGCUGAGCACCGGCUGGCCAUUCGGCAAGAGCAUCUACGACGAACCCAGCGCGGCCGCUGAACGCAUUCACGUGCCUGGUUACAGAUACGACCCUCUGCACAGGGACACCUACGGGUACUCGCCCAGGCCCAUCUUUCCACAUAACUACGGAUCACUAGACAGAUACCGACCUGAUCUAAAAGUAUUUCAAAUCUAA